AGCGGGGCGCGGCUUCCUCCUCCUCCUCCUCCUUCUCGGGCCGGGCAUGGCGGGGCUGGAGCUGCUGUCGGAGCAGGGCUACCGCGUGGACGGGCGGCGCGCCGGGGAGCUGCGCCAGAUCCGCGCCCGGCUGGGCGUCUUCGCGCAGGCCGACGGCUCCGCCUACCUGGAGCAGGGCAACACCAAGGCGCUGGCCGUCGUCUACGGGCCCCACGAGGUAGGCCGGGCGGGCGGGCGGAGGGCCGGGGAGGGAGGGAUGCCGGGAUGGCGGGGCCGGCGGGCGGGCGGGCGCAGGGCGGAGGGCGCAGGGCUCCUCUCCCGGCCCGCGCUGCCCUCCUCUCCUCCCCUCUCCUUCCUCCGGCAGAUGCGCGGCUCCCGCGGCAAAGCGCUGCCCGACCAGGCGCUGCUCAACUGCCAGUUCAGCCUGGCCACCUUCAGCACCGGCGAGCGCAAGCGGCGGCCCCACGGCGACCGGCAGGCGGGCGAGAUGAGCCUGCAGCUCAAGCAGACCUUCGACGCCGCCAUCCUCACGCAGCUCUACCCGCGAUCGCAGAUCGACAUCUACGUGCAGGUGGGACGGGGGGGCGGGGGGGGCUGGAAGGCCCCCCGGGGGAGACUGGGGGGGGGGAGGAUGGGGUUCCCAAGUGGAGGAGGCAGUGCAGCCCCCCCACUCCAGCAUCCUCUAACUUAGAGGGGUGCCUAGCUGGGGGGGGGGUGCCUUGGUUCCACAAAUCCAUCCCAGUGCCCCCCACCCUCAUUAAUUAGGUAGGACUCAUCCUUCCCAUUUGUUGGAAGCCACCCAGAAUGGCUGGGGAAAGCCAGUCAGAUGAGUGGCAUAUAAGUAAUAGAAUACUACUACUAAUAUUAUUAUUAUAAUAUCAACCCUGUCGGAUGGGUGGCAUAUAAUAAAUAAAUUCUUAAAAUCCAGUAGCACCUUAGAGACCAACUAAGUUUGUUAUUGGUAUGAGCUUUCAUGUGCAUGCACAAGGUGCUACUGGAAGGAAUUUUUUUUAUUUUGUUUCGACUACGGCAGACCAACACGGCUACCUCCCUGUAAAUAAAUUAUUAUCAUCACCAUCACUCUAUAAAAAGCAUAAAUCAGAAUAUCAGUUUGCACAACCUGCUAAGGAAAAUAACAUCAUAAAAUUCAAAACAGUAAUAAUUAAUUGUACUUUGAUUCAAAAUCCAAUGAAAAUUACUCAGUUUAAUGAAUUCAACAAGAGGGGCAAGCUUGAUCCAGUGACCCCAGCUUUGCAAAGUCCAAUAGCCCUUGACUCCUCCUUGCCUCUUUCCUCGCUCCCCCCGCAAGACGUAGCUGUGUGCAUGGGUGCCCUUGCCCCGGGGGUGUGCUGGGUGCCCGAGGGUCCGGCUCUGGCCGGGGGCCUUGGGUGGGGAGGGGCUCCUUCCGCCGGGCCCUGAGGAAGCCUUUCCUGCCCCUUCCAGAUCCUGCAGGCGGACGGCGGCAACUACUGUGCCUCGGUGAAUGCGGCCACUCUGGCGGUCAUUGACGCCGGCAUCCCCAUGCGGGACUACGUCUGCGCCAUCUCGGCCGGCUUCCUGGAGGACACGCCCCUGGCCGACCUGAACUACGUGGAGGAGGCGGCCGGCGGCCCCCAGAUGGCCCUGGCGCUGCUGCCCAAGUCGGAGCAGAUUGCGCUGCUGGAGAUGAACGCCCGGCUGCACGAGGACCACCUGCAGCGCAUCAUGGAAGCCGCCAGCAAGGCCUGCAAGGACGUCUACGCCGUGCUGGACCAGGUGGUGCGGGAGCAUCUGCGUGAGGUCACUGCUCUGCUGGGCAAGUGAGCCCCCUCCCGGCUGCACUGUGGGUGGGGGGCGCAGAGCGGUGGAAGACGCCUCCUCCUCCUGCUCUGCCGUUUGCUCAGGUGGCGCCAGCUGGAUGCGGCCAAGAAUCUCCCCCUUCCUCCCUGAACUGAGCCGCUCUCUGUGGGAGAGGAAUGCGCAGCUGGAUGCAGGCCUGUGCUGCAUUGCCUGUGGUGCUUUGCACUAAGCCUUUUUGUACAGGGUUGCUUCUUUCUUACAUGCCAGAGAAUUAAAUAUUCUUCCAAAGAAA
Messenger RNA from Podarcis lilfordi (Lilford's wall lizard), 2071 nucleotides. Lineage: Eukaryota; Metazoa; Chordata; Lepidosauria; Squamata; Lacertidae. The record is from the annotation of a GenBank genome assembly.